Vicugna pacos (alpaca) is the source of this 4289-nucleotide messenger RNA. NCBI's taxonomy places the organism in Eukaryota, Metazoa, Chordata, Mammalia, Artiodactyla, Camelidae. The record is from RefSeq and is a predicted model, not a curated record.
AUGCCAUUUGCAGCAAUGUGGAUGGACCUGGACAUCAUCAUUCUAAGUGAAGCCACGAAGCAGUUUCUUGAAGAGAUUAACAAGUGGACAGUUCAGUACAACGUCUCCCCUCUCUCUUGGAACGUGGCCGUCAAGUUCCUGAUGGCCCGGAAGUUUGAUGUGCUCCGCGCCAUAGAGUUGUUCCACUGCUACAGAGAAACACGAAGGAAGGAAGGCAUUGUGAAGCUGAAGCCUCAUGAGGAACCUCUCCGUUCUGAGAUCCUUAGUGGAAAAUUCACCAUCUUAAAUGUUCGGGACCCAACAGGCGCCUCCAUCGCCCUCUUCACUGCCAGAUUACAUCAUCCCCACAAGUCAGUCCAACAUGUGGUCCUGCAGGCUCUGUUUUACUUACUAGACAGAGCUGUGGAUAGCUUUGAAACUCAGAGGAACGGACUGGUCUUUAUCUAUGACAUGUGCGGUUCUAAUUAUACCAACUUUGAGCUGGAUCUUGGCAAAAAAGUCCUAAAUUUGCUGAAGGGAGCUUUCCCAGCUCGCUUGAAGAAAGUGCUGAUUGUGGGAGCACCCAUAUGGUUCCGAGUGCCCUAUUCCAUCAUCAGCCUCCUCCUGAAGGACAAAGUCCGCGAGAGGAUUCAGAUACUAAAGACAUCUGAGGUCACCCAGCACCUGCCCAGGGAGUGCCUUCCAGAAAACCUGGGUGGGUACGUCAGAAUUGACCUCGCCACUUGGAAUUUCCAGUUCCUACCCCAGAUGAACGGCCAUCCAGAUCCCUUCGAUGAGAUCAUCCUGUUCUCCCUCCCUCCUGCCUUAGACUGGGACUCAGUGCAUGUUCCGGGUCCCCACGCCAUGACCAUCCAAGAAUUGAUGGACUAUGUCAGCACCAGGCAGAAGCGAGGGAUAUAUGAGGAGUAUGAGGACAUUCGUCGUGAGAACCCUGUUGGCACCUUCCAUUGUUCCAUGUCUCCAGGAAACCUGGAGAAGAACCGCUAUGGGGACGUACCCUGCCUGGACCAAACUAGAGUGAAGCUGACUAAACGAAGUGGCCACACUCAGACAGAUUACAUCAAUGCCAGUUUCAUGGAUGGCUACAAGCAAAAGAAUGCUUACAUUGGUACACAAGGCCCUUUGGAGAAUACUUACCGUGAUUUCUGGCUCAUGGUUUGGGAGCAAAAAGUCUUGGUGAUUGUCAUGACCACCCGCUUUGAGGAAGGCGGCAGGAGGAAGUGUGGCCAGUACUGGCCUUUAGAAAAAGACUCUCGGAUCCGAUUUGGCUUCCUCACGGUGACCAAUCUAGGCGUGGAGAAUAUGAACCAUUAUAAGAAAACAACGCUAGAAAUUCACAACACGGAGGAACGGCAGAAACGCCAGGUGACCCACUUUCAGUUCCUGAGCUGGCCAGACUAUGGUGUCCCUUCCUCGGCAGCUUCCCUCAUUGAUUUCUUGAGAGCAGUCAGGAACCAGCAGAGGCUGGCCGUCAGCAGCAUGGGCACACGCUCCAAAGGGCAGUGCCCUGAGCCACCCAUCGUGGUCCAUUGCAGUGCAGGCAUUGGCAGGACAGGUACCUUCUGCUCACUGGACAUCUGCCUGGCGCAGCUGGAGGAGCUUGGCACCCUUAAUGUGUUCCAGACGGUGUCCCGCAUGAGGACCCAGAGGGCCUUCAGCAUCCAGACCCCUGAGCAGUACUAUUUUUGCUACAAGGCAAUCCUGGAGUUCGCAGAGAGGGAGGGCAUGGUGCCUUCCAGCCACAAUCUCCUGGCCAUGGAGGGUCAGUAACUGUCCCACGAGCCUCCUAUCUGCUGGUCAGCCUUCCUUAAACUACCCUGGACACUGCUGAGCCUGUAGGUUGCCAUCAGUUACGCUGAAGCCAUGGACCAACCUCUUUCUGUGUCUCCCGGCGCACACGUGCACGCAAGGCAGCCUUUCCCUUUGGCUAGACAGAUGUGGUAAAACUGCCACUAGAAAGGGCCGGCAGCAAUGCGUUGUUAAUUCCUAGCACCUGCUAUCGAACUGUGCCUUAUUAAAACCAAAUUGUGGCUGUCGAUUUUUGCCAGGGGCCCUGAGGUAAGUGGGGAAGGAACCUCCCUGCCCCCCUUUCCCAAUGCCAUUCUCCUUCCCCGAGGUCUCUUUCCAUUCCUUCCCUUUGCUAGGAUUUGAUGGGGAGGUUUGGUGAGCAUCCACCUCCUUCCCAGAGAGCUUGACCAAGUUACAUAUUCUAGAGAACGUCCCGAGUGCCAAGCACGUUUAUACCUAGGGCGUGUAUUCCAGUCUUUUUUGUCAUUCUGUGUGUGUGCGUGUGUGUAUGUGCACUUAUGUGUAUGAGUCCAUAUGUACGUGUGUAUAUAAUAUAUACUGUAUGUGAUAAUAUGGUCAUAUUCUAUAAAUACAUAUACACAGAAACACUCCUUUGUAGAAGUUCCUGGGGCUCCGUGUUGCAGUUCAAGACUCCUUGCUUCUUGGACCCUGCUGUUAUUCCUGGACUAGCCAGGGCUGGGGAUCAUGUCUCCUGUUGUCAGACUGCAGAGUGGUGGAGGAAGACACACACCUCCACUCUCCGUGCUCCUGCCACAGGCCCUCAUCCUUGUGUAAUGACUCCUCUCCAGGAUGCUGCCUGUUGGAGCCAAGAAUACUGGUUUGUGGUGACACUGGUUUAAUUCAGCAUGGAUUGCCCUUUUCUAUUGAUUUUUCUGUUUACUUUGCCAAUUUUGGGAAUAGACCUUCACUGUGAUUCUAGACCCUCCCUCUCCUCUCCCUAUUUCUUGGGGAUUGGGAUCUGGGCAGAGAUGAAGUCACUGAGCAUCCAGAGCCAAAAGCAAUUGGUACGAAAUCUUAGAAGGAAAGAGGGGGAGCCCAGAUGUGACAGAGCAGAAACUACAUACUAGGAGAAUCCCUCCCUGGGAGAAUGAAGUGGGCCCCUUUUUCUUUUGUUAGAAGGUUCCUUUUCAUAUGCAGCUUGGCCCUGUCCACUCAGAUGCCUGUCUCUUCCUUGCCUACUAGCAUGCCAGACCCUGGAGCUCAAGCUGGGUGGGUUCUGUGUCAAUAAAAAAAUUAAGCCCUGUCUGGGUGAGGCAGUCCCCUGCAGUCCCUCCCUAUUCAUCCAGCCUGUCCCUGUCUGCUCCUGGCCUACCCAGCCUGAUGUGCCAGGGAUGGAAUUGAGAGUUCCCAGCAUUCCACAUUCCCAAGAAAAUCCCGGGGACCCUUAAAACUUCUCUCCCCAUCACAGAUGAGGUUGGCAGCUGAUCAGACCUCAAUAAUUUUAUACUGUAAUAAGCUCUUUGAACGUAUAUAUUCUUACUUUUACAAUCUUUUCAUUUUGUAUUUAACUUCAAUGGACUGAGUCAGAAUCAGAAAAUAAUUGUAAUGUUCAUAUUCAAUAUCUUACAGCGAUACAGUUUUGUAUUUACAUAUAAAUAUACCAACAUGAUCAAACCCUUUUAGCUUCAUCAAUUUAGUAGCAGUCUUGGGCUGGGAAGGUGAAGAGGGGGUCCAGGAGCCGGUCUGGGAGGGAUGGGAGGCAGGGAGGAUCCCAAAGCCUCAGAGCCUUUCGGUUCUGAGAGCCGCCCACCUUGUCCGAGGCCAUGGCCCAGCUCUGGGCAGACAAAGGGAACCAGCACCAGCUGAGUGCUUGCCAAGGGCCAGACUCUGUGCUUAGUACUUUCCCCCCAUUACCUCAUUUAAACCUCAACAGUCCAGUGAGAUAGUCUCCCUUCCUUCUAUUUCUGCAUAGACAAGGAAGGUAAGGUCCAGAGAGUUACAGUGAGAGUUUCAGAGAAGGCAAGGUCCAGCAGGUCCAGCUCUAGAACUGGAGCUCAAGUGUCUGCUUACAAAGCCUUUGGCCUCUUCCCUGCAUUGCUGCCUCAAAGAUUAAGAUAGUGUUUUGUCUUUGGAAACGAGAGUUUUUUUUAACUCUCCUUUCAGAAUAUAGACAGUUCUUAAAUUCUAGGUAGCUGCUUUUGAGCCUUGUGCUACAUGGAACAGACUAGAAGGGUAACAUUGCUGACUGAUUCUCCCAGAUAGGACCUCCUGGUGUAGGUCCUCAGGUCUUCAGGAUACCAGAGGAGUCAUUCUCCCAGGGAAACUCCAUAUAUACAGGUACAUCGGUACCUUUGUUGAAAGAUCUUGAGUCAUUUGCAUCUAUCUCUUAGAGUGGAACCAGAAGCUGUGUCCACAUAGGACCACUCUCCCUACCAUGUAGCUACUCCCUUUCAGUCAGUGACACCUGCCCAGUUGGAGCAGCUCGUGCCUGGGGAGUGUGCAAAUAUUGGGAUGUUCUUAAUAAAAGUGGUAACAGUUGA